AAUCUCUACAAGCAACUUUCUUCAAUAAACUACAACACAUUCAAAAAAUGACUCCCAUACAAUUACUAGUAUUACUUCUUAGUUUAGUUAUAUCAUCCUCCAACCCUUCCUUGGCUAACCUUUUGCUACACACCUAUCACCGCCCACAAGCAUUGCAUAUCCAACGUAGACAAUCGAUACUUCCGAUUGUGGCAGUGGCAUUGUCGCCUAGUCCGAUGCAUUACUUGCUACCAACAAGACUUAAUGGCAUGACACCGCUCACGAACAAUCAACCACAACGAUCGCAUGUCAACACACUGCCACUAGAUUUAGAGAAAAUACAACAACCAACACCUCUCUACAUACCACAUCUUGUUGAGGAUGUUCGACCAUCAUCAUCAUCUGACAACAGUCAAACUCCAUUUGAAGAACUACCACCGUUACUUGAUCCUCUCGAUGAUCCACCUAUUGAUGAACAACUACCACAAACUUCGGUUAACAUGCCACCACCAAGUGAUCAACCACCAUAUAUAAUAGAUCCGAUUGACGAUCCACCCUUUGAGGAAGAACCACCAAUAAACCCAAUUGACAUGCCACCACCAAGUGAUGAACAACAACCACAAACUUCAAUAAACAUGCCACCACUAGUUAAGGAUCAACCACCACAAACUUUUGUCGACAUAGCACCAUCAGUUGAUCAACAACCACCUAUAGUAGAUCCGAUUGACGAUCCACCCUUUGAGGAGGAACCACCAAUAAGUCCUAUUGACAUGCCACCACCAAGUAGUGAACAACGACCACACACUUCAAUCGAUUUGCCAGCACCAGUUAAGGAUCAUCCAACACAAACUUUGGUCGACAUAGCACCAUCAAUUGAUCAACAUCCACCUAUAGUAGAUCCGAUUGACGAUCCACCCUUUGAGGAGGAACCACCAAUAAGUCCCACUUACAUGCCACCACCAAGUAGUGAUCAACCUAUACAAACUUCAGUCGACAUGCCACCACCAGUUAACGAUCAAACACCACAAACUUUAGUCAACAUACCACCAUCAGUUGAUCCACAACCCCAUGUAAUAGAUCCGAUUGAUGAUCCACCCUUUGAGGAAGAACCACCGCAAGUUCCAAUUGAAUUGCCACCACCAAGUGAUAAUCAACCGCCACAAACCUCAAUCACGCCACUAUUAAUUAGGGAUCAACCACCACAAUCUUUGAUUGGCAUGCCAUUGUUAGUUGAUCAACAAUCACCUAUAAUAGAUCCUAUUGACGAUCCACCAUUUGAAGAUGAACCAUCAGAAAGUCCAAUUGACAUGCCACCACUAAGUGAUGAUCAAUCGCCAGAGUCUCCUAUCAAUAUACCACCACUAGUUGAUCAACAACCACCAAUAAUAGAUCCGAUUAACAAUCCACCUAUCAAUGAUGAACCAACACAAAGUCCGGCUCACAUGUCACCACCAAGUGACGAUAAACCGCCAGAAACUCCUUUGGACAUGCCACCACCAAGCGACAAUCAACCAUCACAAGCGCCCUCUAGCAUGCUACCACCUAGUGACGACCAACCGCCACAAGCUCCAUCUGAAAUGUUGCCACCAAGGGACAAUCAACCACCACAAGCUCCCUCUAGCAUGCCACCACCAAAUGACAAUCAACCACCACAAACUCCCUCUGAAAUGCGGCCACCAAGCAACGAUCAACCACCACAAGCUCCCUCUAGCAUGCCGCCACCAAUCAACGAUCAACCGCCACAAGUUCCAUCUAAAUUGACACCACCAAGCAACGAUCAACAACCACAAGCUCCCUCUGACAUGCCGCCGUCAAGCGACGAUCAACCCCCACAAGCUCCGGCUAACAUGCCACCACCAAGCGCCAAUCAACCGCCACAAGCUCCCGCUGACAUGCCACCACCAAGCGACAAUCAACCGCCACAAGCUCCCGCUGACAUGCCACCACCAAGCAAUGGUCAACCGCCACAAACUCCCGUUGACAUGCCGCCAAUAAGAGAUGAUCGACCACCACAAACUCCCCUUGACAUGCCACCACCUAGUGAUGAUCAACCAUCACAAACUCCCAUCAUGCCACCAAGUGAUGAACAGCCACCACAAGCUUCGACUGGCAUGUCAUCACCAUCUAAGGCUCAACCACCACAAACUUCCACUACACUGCCACCAGCCAUUAAGAAUCAACCACCUAAAAAUCUGAGCUUCAGACCACCAUCCAUUAAGAAACAUCGACCAGUAACUAUUCCAUACAAACCAAUGCCACGUAAAUGGAGACCAUUUGCUCCUCGAAGUCGUUUCCCACAUCACCCCUCAUACAAGUGGCAUCCACCUAACACUAAUGGUGAUUGGUCUGACGAACCAAGUCAUUAAAAGUAUUGAUGCAUGCAUGCAUUUGUUCUAUUUCAAAUAACGGUUGAUGUGCAAGAAAGAUGUAUGUUAUGUUCCAUGCAUAACUAGGUUUUGUUUUCAUUAUAUGUAUUGACUUUAUAUUGUACGAUGCAACUACUUUUUGCACAUGAUAUUUAAUAUUCGAAGU
Messenger RNA from Helianthus annuus (common sunflower), 2511 nucleotides. Its product is annotated as early nodulin-75-like. The transcript has a single exon. Bases 48 to 2345 code for a protein of 765 amino acids. NCBI's taxonomy places the organism in Eukaryota, Viridiplantae, Streptophyta, Magnoliopsida, Asterales, Asteraceae. The record is from RefSeq and is a predicted model, not a curated record.